Molecule: messenger RNA, 2809 nt
Organism: Rhineura floridana
Lineage: Eukaryota; Metazoa; Chordata; Lepidosauria; Squamata; Rhineuridae
Gene: HSP90B1
Product: heat shock protein 90 beta family member 1
Exons: 18
Coding region: 187-2574 (795 amino acids)
Biological process (GO): protein folding
Molecular function (GO): ATP binding; ATP-dependent protein folding chaperone; ATP hydrolysis activity
Source: RefSeq, a predicted model, not a curated record
GGGGGCGGGCUGGCGUCGAUUAGUCGUUUUAGCCAUUGAGGAGCGUGAGUAAAGAGAAGCCUUUUGGAGAGGGGAGGGUUUUUAAUUUUUGUCGACGGGUCCAAUCACUUGCAUUGCAGAGCGCGUGGAAGGCAGGUGUGCUGUUCAGGGUAGUUCUCCUGUCAAUCCCCUUCUGGCACCAUUGCGAUGAAGCCGCUUUGGGGACUCGGCCUCUUCUGUGUCCUCCUCUUGGCCGCUUCAGCCCAUGCUGAUGAGGUUGAUGUGGAUGGCACUGUGGAAGAUGACCUUGGUAAAAGCAGGGAAGGAUCGCGAACAGAUGAUGAAGUUGUUCAGAGGGAAGAAGAGUCUAUUCAGUUGGAUGGCUUAAAUGCAUCCCAGAUAAAACAAAUUAGAGAGAAGUCAGAAAAGUUUGCAUUCCAGGCUGAAGUAAACAGAAUGAUGAAGCUUAUUAUCAACUCUCUUUACAAAAAUAAAGAGAUUUUCUUGAGGGAAUUAAUUUCAAAUGCAUCUGAUGCUCUAGAUAAAAUACGGCUGAUAUCACUAACUGAUGAAAAUGCUCUUUCUGAUAAUGAAGAACUAACAGUAAAAAUCAAGUGUGAUAAAGAGAAGAAUAUGCUUCAUGUUACAGACACUGGCAUUGGCAUGACUAAAGAAGAGCUAAUAAAGAACUUGGGUACUAUUGCCAAGUCUGGCACAAGUGAAUUUCUAAGUAAGAUCACUGAGAUGCAGGAAGAGAACCAGUCAACUUCUGAGUUGAUUGGUCAAUUUGGUGUUGGGUUCUACUCAGCCUUCCUUGUGGCAGACAGGGUUAUUGUCACAUCAAAGCAUAACAAUGACACUCAACACAUCUGGGAAUCUGACUCAAAUGAGUUCUCUGUAAUUGAUGAUCCUCGAGGAAACACCUUGGGACGAGGCACUACUAUAACUCUUGUUCUGAAAGAAGAAGCUUCAGACUAUCUUGAGCUGGAUACCGUUAAAAACUUGGUCAGGAAAUACUCACAGUUCAUAAAUUUCCCUAUAUACGUGUGGAGUAGCAAGACUGAAACUGUAGAAGAACCUCUUGAGGAAGAAGAUAUGAAAGACAAAGAUGAGCCCGAUGAUGAAGCUGCAGUGGAGGAGGAGGAAGAGGACAAAAAACCAAAAACUAAAAAGGUUGAAAAAACUGUCUGGGACUGGGAGCUUAUGAAUGAUAUCAAGCCAAUUUGGCAGAGACCAUCUAAAGAAGUGGAAGAAGAUGAAUACAAAGCUUUCUACAAAUCAUUUUCUAAGGAGCCUGAUGAUCCUAUGACUUACAUCCACUUCACUGCUGAGGGAGAGGUGACAUUCAAGUCCAUCUUGUUUGUUCCCACCACUGCUCCACGUGGCUUAUUUGAUGAAUAUGGAUCCAAAAAGAGUGACUUUAUAAAGCUGUAUGUCCGGAGAGUAUUCAUCACAGAUGACUUCCAUGACAUGAUGCCCAAGUAUCUUAACUUUGUUAAGGGUGUUGUAGAUUCAGAUGAUCUUCCUCUAAAUGUAUCUCGUGAGACUCUCCAGCAGCACAAACUUCUAAAGGUUAUCAGGAAGAAACUUGUCCGCAAAACACUUGAUAUGGUUAAAAAGAUUGCCGAAGAAAAAUACAAUGAAACAUUCUGGAAAGAAUUUGGCACAAAUAUGAAACUUGGAGUUAUUGAGGAUCAUUCAAAUCGUACUCGACUAGCAAAAUUGCUUCGUUUCCAAUCUUCUCACCAUGAGAGCAACCUUACUAGUCUAGACCAAUAUGUAGAAAGAAUGAAGGAGAAACAAGAUAAAAUCUAUUUUAUGGCUGGAUCAAGCAGAAAAGAGGCUGAAUCUUCACCAUUUGUAGAACGGCUUUUGAAGAAGGGUUAUGAAGUAAUAUAUCUAACUGAGCCUGUAGAUGAAUAUUGUAUUCAGGCUCUUCCAGAGUUUGAUAACAAAAGGUUCCAGAAUAUAGCAAAGGAAGGAGUAAAGUUUGAUGAAAGUGAAAAGUCAAAAGAAGCCCGUGAAGCUUUAGAAAAAGAAUAUGAACCCCUUCUAACUUGGAUGAAAGAGAAAGCUCUGAAGGAUAAGAUUGAAAAAGCAGUGUUGUCCCAGCGACUAACUGAGUCCCCAUGUGCUCUUGUGGCUAGUCAGUAUGGAUGGUCUGGCAACAUGGAAAGAAUUAUGAAGGCUCAGGCUUACCAGACUGGCAAAGACAUCUCAACAAAUUAUUAUGCCAGCCAAAAGAAGACAUUUGAAAUCAACCCUAGACAUCCUCUCAUAAAAGACAUGCUUAGACGCGUUCAGGAAAAUGAAGAGGAUCAAACAGUUGCUGACCUUGCUGUGGUUUUAUUUGAGACCGCUACUGUAAGAUCAGGGUAUCUGCUACCAGAUACAAAGGAAUAUGGAGAAAGAAUAGAAAGAAUGCUUCGUCUGAGCCUGAACAUUGACCCAGAAGAAAAGGUGGAAGAAGAGCCUGAAGAACCAGAAGAGGCUGCUGAAGAAGUUGAACAAGAAGAGGAAAUAGAAGCUGAUGAAGAUGCUGAAGACAAGGAAACAGAGAAAAAGGAGCCCACAGAUGUAAAAGAUGAAUUGUAAAGUGCACUCUCACAAAUAAUAUUCUGUGUCUAGGAUGAAGCAGGAAUGUGAACUAAAUUUGUUUUUGGUUUUUUUUCACUGUAAAAUGUUCGGGGGGAGGCUUAGGGUUCUGGGCAGAAGAAGAUUUUUUUAAGUUGCAUUUUUUAAACAUUCCUCACAAUGUAAAUUUGUACUAUUUAACUGACUACUUGGUGUAAAAUCUUGUCAUGUGUACAAAAUUAAAAUGUUCACACCA